This is a messenger RNA of Amoebophrya sp. A120, 2615 nucleotides long. The record is from the annotation of a GenBank genome assembly. Lineage: Eukaryota; Dinophyceae; Syndiniales; Amoebophryaceae.
GUCAGUCAGGCCGCCUGUCUACCUCGUCGUGUCACUGAAUUGGGUGGUCGCGCCGCGUGUUGCUGAUGAUAAAUAAAAGCUGUAGGUCGUUCGUGGUCGUGCCCGAUUUGGAGGCAGUCAAAAAUUUAGAAAACCUCUGACGGUUAGGACGGCGUCCCACGCUCGUACAAAAAUAUAACCACCUUCGAAACAUAGUAAAAUUGUCCUUGUGCUUUUUCAAUCGACCGGAUGAAUGAGGACUCGUCGAAGCUGGCAGAACGUCAACAGCUGUGUCCGCAAGAAAGCGAUCUCAAACUUUUUGAAGGAGACGAAGUUACACAUACACGCGCGAUGGAAGUGGGGCUUCGAGGAUGAAACCUAUGUUGGACCACGACCACUUCACCCAUAGGCGAGACGCUACGACCUCGACGUGUUUUCCUGCCGCAAAAAGAAAAGUCGCGUUCUUACCACAAUUGUCGAUCAGCAGAUUAUCCAAGCUGUAGUGCCGGAGGUGGUAGCUUUCCGGCUACGCAUAGUCCGCGACUGGAGCUACAGUCGGUCAGCGUGACCGCAUUCUCUUCUUACAGGAGAAGACAAAAAUUAUGUCCGGGAGGCAGUACCUCUGCGGCACGUCUGCCGGCGGGAUUGACAGAGGUCUCCUCGCGAAGGCGCGCGCCACUUCGAUCGGCGACACCGGUCGAGAGGACAUUCGCGGCGACCACUCAGCGAAACUCCCGUCCAAGUACCUGGAGUACCAGUUUCUGCCACUGCUCGUGUUCGUUGGUACUUUCAUAUUUUGGGUGCACUGCAGCUACGCCCUCGGGUUUGCGGCCACGCUGGUACUGGGAUUCGCCUUGGUAGUUUUCAAUGUGCAGAUUGUGGUAAGCAACCUGAAUGCCAUCCGCCUCUACGUCCUGCACGUGAGUACGCUGUCCCUCCCAGCGACGCUGUUUGGCGGAUUAGUCGGGCUGCUGUUGGCCCAGGGCUACUUCUACAGCUACGCGGCCUUCGGCGACCGGAUGCAGUAUUUGAAGAUGAAAGCGGACCACCCUGCGACCGGAGUGCAAGACGCCGCGGGCAUCACCUUCGAGAACGACGUUGCGCCCGAUCUGUCCAUGGUCGUUGGACUCAAAGCGCACGGCGAAGUGUACUGCGUGGCACCGGUGCUGAAAAAGGGCACGGACCCCACUUCCGCACCACCAAUACAGUUCUGGGCGGUAGGCACAAAUUGCUGUGAAUACAGGUAAGGUGAUUGUUUAUCGCUUCGACGACGAGAAAGCGAGACGAUAGAAGAUAAAACUGCAUCGCAGUACUAACUUCGUUUAGUGGUACUACAGAGGGUUUAUGCCGCCUCUUCGUAACUACGCCCUUUGCAAAGAAAAUCACCACACUGGUGACAGAUGAUGAAACAGACGCUCAUGAUUGCUUUUGCGUUUGCCCACAAUCAGGUAUAAAUUUCAGUGUGGCCAGUUGGGACCAGAUGCUCACGCAGGCCUGGUUCGGCACGACUUCAGUAACGAAGUACUGCAAAUAUUACCCAUGAACAGCGCAGACAGGUACAACAAGUUUUUUGGUCUUUUUGAAUGUGUUCUGUUUCACGUCCUCAAUGUAGCGAUUUGGUGGUAGCAGCUAUCAGAACCAGCCAUAAGACUUGAGUCGUCGCCUUAUAUGCGUUCGCGGAAAUAAUCAAAAUAAAGAUAUAGCUUGCUAGGGUUGCGUGUGCAUCCCACGACGACACCACGAAUGGCUCUACCUUGUUCCUACUGCACUACCUCAGGUUUUACCGCAAGGCCGUCGACGUAGCGACGAGUCUGUAUCCCGUUUCGAGCAAUAGCACGUCGGCCGUGCUGGUCGAGUGGACGAAAGACGCUUCGGACAACAGUGGUAUUUGGUGGGCGGGGUUCUACCAGGCGCUACUCGCGAGCUUCUGCUUUUUCCUCUUCACGCUGCCUCUCGCCUGCAUCUUGGCCAUUCAAUACGACGCCAGCUACCACCAACGGUUACAUGCGGAGCAGCACUUUUGAUGACCCCCGAUUAACAACUGAGGUUGACAACGACCACGCGAUGCUGGCUUAGAAGAGGUGGGCAGAGGGCCUCUUCCCGGCGAUUGUGAUUUUCUUUUCUGCUCGCGUUCAUGAUCAUUCGUCGAGGUGGUUUAUUUAUUUCGCUCGGUUGAGGUUGUGCUUGUGGUCAAAGUACUUUACAAGACGAUUCCAAGCGUGGUACCGAAAAUGGAAGCGUAGCCCGUAAAUAGGCGUACCGCUCGUGAUACACUUCCUCGUGCGCACACCGGCCAAUUCCUCGAGCGUGCGAUGAGGGAAAAAACUACCUGCCACAACUUGAGGAUAGUAGUUUUUCUUCCGUCUUUUUGCAGCCUGUGUCUGUGUGAAUCAUGAUUUCCGGGACCGCCGUGCCUGCGACAGGAAAAUUCGGAAAAAGUUUCGAGAUUCUGUCUUCAGUUGCAUUGCCACUGCAACGUGAUUUUGCUUUGCUGAUGUCGAAGCGACCCUGGAGGGGAGGAUAGAGAGAUGUUGUAUAUGAAUCAGCGAGUGAGAGUGUUGAUUGUGGGAAUCGGUAGAUACUACGUACGCGUUCUGGUGCUCGGCAUUCUUGCGUCAGGAGAAUAAACGACUUUG